GAGAGAGCUGAUUUUGAGAUAGAAAUUUUGGUUUAGAGAGAGAGAAGCUAAAGGAAGGAGAAGAGGAGAAGGAGGAGGAGGAGCUAAAAGAGAGGAGCCACCUUCCUUAACAUCAAGUCUUCAAUAAUUUCUUCUAUGUAUCUUCUUCCCUCUUUUAUAUAGUAGUCUUCUAAGAUACUUGGGGUUCUAGGCCCCAAACCGUAGUUUUAGGGCUAUUAUAUAUGUAUGAAUAUUUUAGGGUUUUGAAUGAAUGUGUUUAUCUAGUUGAUUUUAUUGCUUCUCUAGCUUUAAUUGUGUUUGGGUAAGUCGUCAUAAUCUUCUCCACUAGCCUAAUUGAGCUUCUACAUUGGGUAUGGAGUUUUAGGGUUAGACGGGUAUGCGUCAUCAAGCAAAUUAGGUUAGAUGAAUGAAUAUGAUCUUAUGGUGGAAGAGGAGACCGUACCCAUGCUAUAGAAAUUAGAUUAAACCCGGGAUGAAAACUCGGUGUAGACGGUGGGUAGAACCCAUUGAAAUGAGCUAUGUUCUUAAUGCACCAGAUACGAUAGCCCAGAUCGAGGUGACUAACAUGGGUUUAAGGGAGGUGUACUCGGAGGCGUGUGGAUAACCAAGAAAGUACAUGGAAAAGAGCUCACUCACCACAUUCACUAAACCAAACUUAUUUAGAUAUUGAAUAGUAACCUUAGGCUCGGGUGAGGGAUAGUUCCCUGAGGUACCUGCUUUUAUCCAUAUUUGUUCUCUCUACUAGUUAUUUCGCCCGAAUCCUACAUCCCAAACCCUUAAUCCGAUCGGCUAAAUAACAAAAACGUGGGAAGUAGGCUAGGGUACUAGGACCCGAGUGAAUAUGACCUUGAUUGCCCCUAUAUGACAACUCCACUCUAGGUUAAACUUGGCCUAAGAUGGGAUAGUUAUUGAAACGUGCUAACUAUUGACAAUGACUUGCACGGAAUGAAUUUAUCAAGCUUUUUGGCACUGUUGCCGGUGACCCUCGGUAACUAGCAGAAAAUCAUCGAGUUGUCAUAGUUUAGCCUUUAGUUUCUUAGUUUUGGUUUUGUUACUUUCGUAUAUUUUAUCGUUUUGUUAUCCAACUUUGUGCAUUACGGGUUGUCGAGUUUGUGUCUUGUAGCACUUUUGUAUGCAAAGAAGGGACUCUUUAGAGAUUGUAACUUUUGAUACUGAAAUCGAGAGAACCAUUUGAAAUCUAAGAAGAGUUGUGAGACAUCAAUCUCCACCAAUGGCGGAUCAAGAACAAGAAACUCAAGUUCCACCAAGGCCUAGAACAAUGGGAUCUUACUCAUGGCCAAGUAUGGAUAAUGUUCAAUCACUUAUUCUUCACCCAACAGUGCCAAAAAAUAGCUAUGAGAUAAAGUCGGGCACAAUUUCGAUGCUUCAAAGUGCGGUUCAAUUCAAUGGGAUGAUGAGUGAAGAUGCUCAUGCACAUAUCAAGUCGUUCUGGGAGUUUAUGAAUGGAAUCAAGGUAAACGCGGUUCCUAAAGAGGCAAUUCCUAUGAGUUUAUUUCCGUUAACUCUAAAUGGAGCGGCAAAACAAUGGUUAAAUAACCAUCCCCAUCAUUCCAUCAUCUCAUGUGAUGAUCUAUGCAAACAGUUCUUCGCAAGGUACAUUCCGCCUUCUGUUAUAAAUGCGCUGCUAUGGAUCGAGAAAUCGCCGACAAAGCAAGAAUACGAAAGCGAGAAUCGAAAACACGACACACGAUUUACGUGGUUCACUAACACGAUGUGUGUUAGCUAGUCCACGGGCGAGAGAGAGCCAGUUUCACUAUAUCGAGGAGAUUAGAGAUUACAGAGGAGUAUGAGAAGUAUUUAUAGUACUUCUCCAUGUGGGUCUAAACCUAAUCCAAUCUGGCAAAGGAAACGGUUACAGACCAUAUACCAGGCCCAUAACCCGAACCCAAAUAACAUUGAGCCCAUACACCGCGGGCCGGGGGCGUUGCCCCUGGACCCCACUCGCUAAACGGGCAUAUACAAGAUUGAAGAACCAUUGUCGUUAGCGGUUAAUAUACAAGAACUUUCCAAGAAAUUGAUCAAGUUGCAUCAUCAAUGAAAGGCAAUGGGAAGCAACUCAUGAAAUGCUAUUGAUGUGGCAACUCGAGUCGCACUAUGGUGCAAUGCAGUUAAAAGCGCGAUUCUACCUAGAAGCGGAAAAUGGGUAAAAUCGUAAAACGUAGAAUCAAAGCGUAAAAUCGUAAGUUUUUGACGCACCCUCUAAAAUAGCUAAAAUAUGUUAAGUACAACAUAUAGUAUAUAAAUGUGAGUGUGUAGAUUUUAGAUAAGUGGAUAACUACAUGAAAUUCAUAAUUAAAAUAUAAUAUCUAACACAUAAACUAAUUUGCGUUGACUCAAAAGUAGAGAAAACUCAUAGCAUCUUAAUAAUAAGCUCAUAAACGUAGAUCGUAACCCGUAAACGAGCUUGAGAAUCCAAAUUCUAAUAAACUGGUUUGAGUUUA
Molecule: messenger RNA, 2462 nt
Organism: Linum trigynum
Lineage: Eukaryota; Viridiplantae; Streptophyta; Magnoliopsida; Malpighiales; Linaceae
Source: the annotation of a GenBank genome assembly